Messenger RNA from Triplophysa dalaica, 2786 nucleotides. Its product is annotated as PAK4-inhibitor INKA2-like. The coding region runs from base 265 to 1359 and encodes 364 amino acids. The transcript is spliced from 2 exons. Gene Ontology annotation, cellular component: nucleus. The record is from RefSeq and is a predicted model, not a curated record. Gene Ontology annotation, molecular function: protein kinase binding; protein serine/threonine kinase inhibitor activity. NCBI's taxonomy places the organism in Eukaryota, Metazoa, Chordata, Actinopteri, Cypriniformes, Nemacheilidae.
AGGACGCGCAGCCAGGACAUCGACGGAACAAAGAUGACCAUAGAUAUUAUUUAAAUCAAUCUGAAUGACUGUUUGCUCAGAUAACUUUUUGAUGAAUCUGUUCUUAAGGUGGCGCUGCGCGGGUUUAUUUUGACUCGCUCUCAGCUGAAGAUCAGACACUUCAGCGCGCAUCUCCAAGGAUGAAAGCCAUAAACGAAGAAACGGAAAAAACUAUCGUCUGAAAUCGGAUCUAUUUUCGCAUGCAAUCGCAUCUAGACUGCAGACAUGGAUCGAUCUCGCAGAAACAUGGACACGUGUCUGAGGAAGUUAAAACAAGAACUGCUUUCCAUGAAGGAUGCCGGUGAUGGACUACAUGCUCAGAUGAACAGUAUGAUGGGAGCUCUGCAAGAACUGAAACUUCUUCAGGUUCAAACUGCCCUUGAGCAACUAGAUAUCUCAGGAAAUACUGUAUGUUUGACUCAAGGAGCUGUACAAAGUUCCAGCACCAUCCCUAAUCUAGACAACCAGACACCCCAGUCUAUCAGGACCUUCAUUUUAGAAGAUCAGGACCCAUCCCAGCAUCCCCAAUGCAACCGCUUGGGGACUUCGUCCUCGUCGUCCAGCCUGGAAAGUGAGAGCACACUGCUGCCUAGACGGAUCUCAGGUUACACAGCCCCACAAGUGGAGUACUGUGGUCCAAAGUUGGGCCAAUUACCCGUACCAUACACCAGCAACCAGCAGGAUUUAUCAGUACCAAAACAACAGGCACCUCCAGCCAAUGAAGUAGACCUACCGGGGAUCCUACAUAGCUUGUCUCGCGAGGGACCGUCACUUGACAGUAAAUACGGCGAGGACAGUAUGGAUGAUUCUAGUGAUUGGACGUCCUCUCUCAUGAGUCAAAGUCGCAAUCGCCAGCCUCUUGUGCUCGGAGACAACAUCUUCGCUGACUUGGUGGGCAACUGGUUGGAUCUUCCCGAACUUGAAAAGGAUCUCAACAGACCCGAUUCUCCAGCCCACCCGCUCAGACUCACUCGCUCCCAAGAGCUCUGUCAAAGGUUCUCGUUGACCACCAACAUCUUUAAGAAGUUCUUGCGUGGCGUUCGACCCGAUCGGGAUAAACUGCUGAAGGAGAAGCCCGGCUGGAUGUCACCAGAUCACAACCCAGAGACGGAACUCUUCAAGAGACCCAAGAAGGCGACAAAGUGUCGGGGUGGCUUUUACUUACCAUUCUGGACAGUAGGACAAAUGGGAAAGGUACAGUCAUGUCCUCAGCCGACAGAAGAGAGGGGUCAGUUUCUUGAACUAAAUAUUGACAGUCUAACAGAUCCUGUUGACAAAGUCAAUCCCUUGUUUGACUAUAAUACAGCCGUUUGGGUCUAGCACUGAACAAGACAUUUUGUAUAAAAUGUGGCAGUUAAUUAACUUUUUUAUAUAAAAACUAAUCUCAACAUGACAAUCAUUGAGGACUUUCAGGGCAAUGUAUGUAGGUCUUCCUUUUUCAAAUACAAAUUUCAGCUGCACUUAAAAAAAUCUAGUAAGAGUUUGAAAAUUUAUAGUGAGUUCUACAACUACAGCAUAUGUAUCUUUCAAUUUGUUUUACGUCAAAUCGGUUUCUGUCCAUUUGCUGAUUCCACCUUGUUCUGUCACUUGACGUUGUUAUCAUUUCCACAUAUCUAGGUCAAUGAGCAUGUUUACCGCUGUCUCUGUAACUUUGUGGUCAAGUUUGUUUCCAGUCACAUACAAAUUUCACUUUUUGUCUAAGCACAUACGUUUCUGAUGCGACACUGUUUAACUUUCAUGGACUUGAUAAAUUCAGUAAUCUAAGGGUUCUUGGUACUUAAAAUGCCUGGGACAUUUGCAUGGGCCCCAAAGUCUAUUGCCGAAAACAGAAGUUACACCAUAGAGUAUCUUUGGGAAUCUUUCUCAUCAGGGGCUUAGGAAAUAUUGAACACUGGAACACGAAAAGAAGUUUGGAACUUUCCUCAAAAUGAAACUCCAGGCAUUAAUGAUGGUUGAUCAUUUUAUAUCUACCCUGAACUCCACACUUCACUACUGAUGUCAAACCUGAGUCUUCUUUUGUACAAUGAGAUUACAGAGCAUCUCAGAUGAUUAUAACACUUUGAUUGAUGUCUUGUUGGAUAUAAACCCACAUACACAUAAUCUGUGGUCAAGAGACGAGUGAGAUAUCAUGAAUAUGUUGUGAUUGGUGAACAGUUUGAAUAAUGAUGGGCGAGGAAAACAAAUCGAAGAGGGCUCUCAACUUACCAAUCAACUUAAUUUAUUGAACAUAAUCAAUUAUGGCCGCAAUAAUGUUACAAUAUAUGUGUGUGUGUCAUAAAAUGAGAAAGAGGUUGAGGAAAUUGUGUUUUGUUUUGAAAUGAUGCAUUAUGGAAAAAUACAAAAUUGUGAAGUUUUGUUUCUCAGAUUUCUACUCAUUUCAUAGUUAUUGAGCGCAGUUAAAACAUUUUUCUUUUUGCUGUUCCUUCAUAUUAAUAGACUUCAGGAAUGGAGAACUUGUUUCAAAAUACAGUGAUCAUAAUGUCAGAAACAGAAACUGCACAAAAUUAUACAAAUCUAUACAAUGAGGGUUUUGUAUAUGGCCAAAUGUUUUAUAAUGUUUAAAUAUAAUUUUGUAGAGCAGAUUCUUUAAGAGAGCACCAUACAUUUUGUACAGAAAAAGUAUGUAAUUGUUUGUUUGUUUUUUAUUGUAUUGUUUAGUUUGCAAUGAAGGUUAGCUGUGUAGCUGUGUUUAGUCUUUCUGUUUUGGAAAAGAAAAGGAUCAGUCUUCCAUACAUAAAAUUAUAGUA